Sinocyclocheilus grahami is the source of this 412-nucleotide messenger RNA. RefSeq names its product all-trans-retinol 13,14-reductase-like. NCBI's taxonomy places the organism in Eukaryota, Metazoa, Chordata, Actinopteri, Cypriniformes, Cyprinidae. The transcript is spliced from 2 exons. The record is from RefSeq and is a predicted model, not a curated record. The coding region runs from base 1 to 297 and encodes 98 amino acids.
AUGCCGCAUGCAGUCACUCCCAUCAGUAUGCAUGGACUGGGGGCCACACAUGGAUCAAUGCUGUCUGCAGAGCACAGUCUGGAGAGAUACCAGCCUCUGAACAUUGCCAUGACCAGGUGCAACUCUCCUGUCAAGAACCUCUACCUGUCAGGACAAGAUGUUUUCUCUGCUGGUUACUCUGGUGCUCUGCAUGGUGGACUUAUCUGUGCUUCAACCAUUAUGGAUCACUGUCUGUAUGUUGACCUCCUGCUCCAACAAAAGAAACUGAAGAGCAAGGUGGUGAAGAAACUAGAGUGAGAAUAUGAGGGAUAAUAUUUACACGCUGUAAUGUUUUGCUGCAUGUUUGAUCUCUGCGACUCUGAAUAAAAACGUGAAUAUUGCACAAUGUUACUGGUAAUUGUAUUUAUAAUGG